Messenger RNA from Fonsecaea erecta, 609 nucleotides. RefSeq lists its product as hypothetical. The record is from RefSeq and is a predicted model, not a curated record. NCBI's taxonomy places the organism in Eukaryota, Fungi, Ascomycota, Eurotiomycetes, Chaetothyriales, Herpotrichiellaceae. The coding region runs from base 1 to 609 and encodes 202 amino acids. The transcript has a single exon.
AUGGGCGAUAUUGAAGAAGUACAAGUAGGGGAAGUGGAAAAGACUGAAACAUCUACAAUUCGCCGGAAACCUGUGCCUACGACUCUGCCACCCCGAAUCCCUAGUAGAAGUGAAGGUCUCCUGAAUCGAUGGAAGAACCUCUCGCGCAGGAUCCGCAUCCUUAUCUUGGUGGUCCUCCUUGCGAUCAUUGCCCUUAUCAUCGGACUUGCAGCCGGUCUUUCGAAGCACAAACACGAGCAGAACCUGCCGUUACCCUCGGGGAAUGGCGGUCCCUACACUGGCGAUCUGACUUACUACGAGCCGGGCCUGGGAGCGUGUGGGGUCUCGUCCAGCGACAACGACAAGAUUGUGGCCAUCUCACACAUUGUAUUUGAUGCAGUCAGUGUUGGCAGCAACCCAAAUGCAAAUCCAUUGUGCGGCAAAAAGAUCAGGGCGCGAAGGGACAACAAGAGUGUUGACCUGACGGUCGUAGACAGGUGCACGGGCUGUCAGCCAAUGGACAUCGAUGUCACCAUCAAUACUUUUGCUGAACUGGCCGAUGUCGACCUUGGUAGAGUAUUGGUGCAAUGGAACUGGCUGGAAAAUGUCCCGGCGGGCGCUCAAAUCUAA